AUGGAGGUCAAAAUCCCGCUGGUGCCCGCGGUGGAGCGCCCCGAGCACGAAAAUCCGCGCGCAAUACCCCAAAGACUGAAGACGCCGUUGAUCCAGUGUCGGAAAUUUGAGGCAAGUCAGGAUCGAGAUAUUCCUGACUGCCUACCUUCGGACAAGUCGCCGUCGGACAAGUCGCCGUCGGAGAUUCGACCGAUAGAUCUAGCGUCUGUCGCAAGUGUCGCAAGUGAGGAGUCGGAUCUGUCGUCUAUCGCAGACGAAGACUCUAUAUCACAUGCCGUAACGGUCAAGGAGACGCUAGAAGAUCUCGAUCAAGUGACGUCAGACGUAUGGGCGACUAAUCCGUUGUUGGAGGAAACUACAGGCGUAGGGGAAAGCGAGAAGAGGAGGACCGAGACGGAAUUGGGGUUACCAGUUAGGAUCGGCUACAUUCGAGAGAGAAGUCAAGAUCAAGGAACAUCACCGUCGAAAUGCGGCGGAUCGGAUCUGCCAUCAAUGAUGAGUGUACAAUCUGGGACUGGACAUGUGACUGGUGAUCCGUUGAAUGACAAGCGCGCCGCAUCUAUGUCGAAAAAAACGGACAUGGAUCCAUCUCCUGUUGUUGAAGAUCGACCAGGCACAUCGGAUCUGGACCUCACCUGGGACUCAGAUCAAGAUUAUGAUGAAUGUGUAUACUGCCAUGAAGGAAGUGAUCUGGACGCGGAAGAUGUCGAUGGUCAGAUGGCGGUACUGCCAGAAGUGCCCGUGACGACGGAAGAUGUGAGGAUCGACGACAUUCAGCUAUGUGGAUCUGAUAAUCAGACCCCAGAGGAAAUUGAUCGACUCCGCCAAAGGAUCUGGAAGUUCCGACAUCUCUUUAUCGGCAAGGGAAAUGCCCUUCCGCCGGCGGCUAGAGGUGUGGUGCGCGAUAUCGAUGUCGGGGGAGCGAGACCAAUCGCCCUCAAGUGUCGUAAGCUGCGGAUCCAGUUCAGGGAGAAGCUGGCGGACUUGAUCAAGGGUCUAUUUUCUGCCAAGAUGAUCAACUACUCUAGAUCACCAUGGGCUUCCCCGAUCGUAGUGAUCAUUAAGAAGAAUGGGGUGGAUAUCAGGCUAUGUAUUGAUUACCGGUUGUUUAAUAGCCUAACACAACUGAUGGUAUACCCAAUGCCCUUGAUAAACGAUCUACUCGAAGAUCUGGAGUCGACACUUUGGUACUGUUCUUUGGACAUGGCGAGCGGAUUUUGGGUAGUGAAAAUGACGGAUCGUGCCCGCUUGAUCUCGGCUUUUAUCACUCCUUUUGGAUUAUUUGAGUGGAAUCGGAUGCCUUUCGGCUUGAAGAAUGCGCCCCAGAUCUAUCAACGGAUGAUCAACAACGCGCUAUAUGGAUUCACCGGAUCCCGAAGUCUGAGGAUCAGGGAGGACGGGGAACCGGUGGAUCCAGGCAAGCCAUCGGCGCUUGGGCGUACAUCAUAUAUCGACGGCAUUCUGAUUCCAGCCAAUAACUGGGAUCAACUAUUUGAUCGAGUCGAAGGUUUACUCAAAGCGUGUGAUAAGUGGAAUGUGUCGAUCAGUGUGGUCAAGGGUUUCUGGGGAAUGCCUAAGGUGGAAUAUCUGCGUCAUAAAGUAUCCCACAAUGGACUGGAGGCGAUUCCGAAAGGUCUGUCGGCGCUGACGGAUCUAGCAUCCCCUGGAUCACUUCGAGCCAUGCAGUCAUUUUUGGGAAGUCUGAAUUAUUACAGCCGAUUUAUUGAAGACUAUGCGAUUUAUGCAUCAGUACUGAAUGAAUUGCGAGAAAUUGACUUAGCUCGAUGA
This is a messenger RNA of Phytophthora megakarya, 1788 nucleotides long. The record is from the annotation of a GenBank genome assembly. Lineage: Eukaryota; Oomycota; Peronosporomycetes; Peronosporales; Peronosporaceae.